GCAGCAUUUCAUUGCAGAGCCGUUUGGCAAUGGCUCCAACAAAAGGAACAGUUUGUCCCACCGGCGUUUUAUUUAGCUAGCCGCAGAAGGUCGUUCGCAGCUUGGCGGUAUUUCACAAUAACUUAAAACCAAAACUAACUUAAAUAAUUUCAAUUCAUAGCAAGUUUGUGGCUCGAAACGUGGGGUAAUGUGAGUAUUGCUUAAAACAAAUAGAGGAACGCGGCCGUAAGUCGCGUUUGGCCCAUGGAUGUUAUGAAACCUUGCUAGCUAUUGCUACGCUAGCAGCUGACAGCUCUAGCUAAAGGCGACAGGAGACGCUGUUGAAGUGACGGUAGUCAACUAGCUAGCCAGCGAAUGCUAGCUAUUCUGAGCAGUCAGAGUUAGCUACUAACGCUACGUGUGAAUUGUUAUACCCGUACUGAAGCAGGGUGUUUGGUCUGGAACAUUGAAGCCCGGUCUAGUUGGACCAGACCCCGGGCUCAGCUCUUCCGUCCCAGGAUCUCCCUUCCUUGAACCGAGUGGCUGGUUUGAUGGCAGCCACGGCCGGUGCCCGGCGGUUACCCAUGGGUGUGCGGACGUUUAGUGACUUUCUACACAUUGCCACUGUGGGCACCCCUCGCUCGUGUCGUGCAGCGGUGCCAAGAGGAUGCCUGCGACAAAACAUCAGACACUUGUCGUCAUGUGGCAUUUUGAUGACAAGAACUCCCAGAGUGCUUUGCCUUCAAGACUGGGACACAAUGACAGCUGUUCCCCAAAGCAGAAACUUCAUCAGUUUCACCAACAAAAGGAAGGAGUACUCCGAGCGUAGGAUACUUGGCUUUUCGAUGCAGGAAAUGUAUGAUGUGGUGGCCAAUGUUGACGACUACAAGCACUUUGUGCCCUGGUGUAAGAAGUCGCAGACCAUCAUGAAAAGAGCAGGCCAUUCCAAAGCCCAACUUGAAGUGGGAUUCCCUCCAGUGGUUGAGAGAUACACAUCUAUGAUCUCUAGUGUUCGGCCUCAUCUAGUCAAAGCCGUGUGUACAGAUGGAAAGCUGUUCAAUCACCUGGAGACAAUAUGGCGCUUUAGUCCUGGCAUUCCUGGUUACCCUCGCACCUGCACGGUAGACUUUUCUAUAUCCUUUGAGUUCCGCUCUUUGCUGCACUCCCAGUUAGCCACCAUGUUCUUCGAUGAGGUUGUAAAGCAGAAUGUCGCUGCGUUUGAGCGGCGAGCCAGUAAGCUCUACGGCCCAGAGACUCGUAUCCCACGAGAGCUGAUGUUUCACGAGGUGCAUCAGACGUGAUCUCGGCAGCUGUACUGCACGUUCUCAUCUGGCCUUAAACCAUAACAACCUUUUUAUUCCCUUUAUCCACACCAACCUGCAUGAUGCUGCUCAGUCGCCCAUCACUUUUGAGUCUCCACCGCUGCUAUAUAUCAUGGCUCCUGUAGAUGUUAGACAUCCAACUCUUGGACUUCCUGCCUCAACAAAUUCUUGCUUAUCUCCUCCUUGUGUAAAGUCUGUCCACUUUCUGUCUACCUCCACUUACGGGAUCCUUUGUUUAGCAAAAGGAACCCACCAUUGCUCUCGUUCUAUGGCAGUUACGAGCUGUAUUUAUGUAAACCAAACAGUAAAUCCUUGCAACAUCAUGUUACUAAUGGCAGAGAGUUGACUUUUAUUUUAAACAAACACCACUGUGACACUGACCAAAACACUUUUAUUUUUUAUUUAAUUUUUUAGAAAAAGGCACAGACUUUCUUUCAACAGGGAUCAAGUCUUAUAGUUGACUGUGAACUCAAGGUUAUGUGCCGCACCGACACGUUAUCAAGUCAAAGUGUGUCUAGUUUUAAAUUAACUUAAGCACCUGGAUAAGCUGCUUUUACUUUAUUAGGAAAGCCUAUUCUUUGCCUUUUUACUUUUACCAUUUACAUUCAUAUCAAAUUGAAGUUUUAAUAUAUUAUUUAUAGUAGGUAACCUGGUGCAAAAUGAUAAUUAGUUUCAUCCUUUUUAAUGUAUUCAUCAGUGGCCAUUUGCAAAUCUUUACCGUUUUAUUUGGGUUCAAAUUAAAUGUGCCAUGUUUGGGAUGUAGAGUGUUUUCACUGUAUGUUGUGACAAUAGCAAAGAAGUGCAACAUUCUGCAUAAGGGGGUAAAAGAUUGUUUCUUCAUUAGUUAGCUGUGCCCUCAAUUCACUUUUGAGGUUUGGGAAAUUUGGUUUGAAUUUGUUGUGCUGUGAGAAUUGUGUUUUUGGACAUUGAGACUUGGCCUGCCAAUUUUAAUAUGAUCUUAUUUUACAGCCCAGCACUAGUAUCAAUUAAGUGAUUAACAGAGGUGAUCUUAACUUUGCACAAACAAGGAGCACCUGACAGGCUAGAGAGUACUGUGAAAUAUCGUACAUGGGAUUAACAAAAAUGUCACAGAUCAUAUAGGAGAACUACAACUUUAUAUUUAAUAAAUAUCUAGUUUUCAGACAAUCACUGAAUGAUCUGCUUUAAAUCAUGGAAUCACAGUUAUAGAAUCCGCUUGAUUACAAGCUGUAAAAGUUCCCCUACUCUACUUUAUGUAUUUUACAGUCCAUAUUCUAAUGGUUAUCAGGAGGAUUUUACUUCUCUGUCAUGUACAGUGUUGGUAUAAAAUAUACUGGUGGGCUGUAGAAUAAAACAUUCUCAAUCAUU
Messenger RNA from Sander lucioperca (pikeperch), 2648 nucleotides. It is a transcript of the gene coq10a, whose product is annotated as coenzyme Q-binding protein COQ10 homolog A, mitochondrial. Gene Ontology annotation, cellular component: mitochondrion. Bases 531 to 1280 code for a protein of 249 amino acids. Gene Ontology annotation, biological process: cellular respiration; ubiquinone biosynthetic process. NCBI's taxonomy places the organism in Eukaryota, Metazoa, Chordata, Actinopteri, Perciformes, Percidae. Gene Ontology annotation, molecular function: ubiquinone binding. The record is from RefSeq and is a predicted model, not a curated record. The transcript has 5 exons.